AUGGACCCAGCAGAUGGUGACCCAGUAGAUGGUGACCCAGCAGAUGGUAACCCAAAUGACAAACCAACAGAUAAUUCUAAACUAACUCACCCAGACAAACUAACAGAUAAUUCUAAACUAACUCACCCAGACAAACUAACAGAUAAUUCUAAACUAACUCACCCAGACAAACCAACAGAUAAUUCUAAACUAACUCACCCAGACAAACCAACAGAUAAUUCUAAACUAACUCACCCAGACAAACCAACAGAUAAUUCUAAACUAACUCACCCAGACAAACCAACAGAUAAUUCUAAACUAACUCACCCAGACAAACCAACAGAUAAUUCUAAACUAACUCACCCAGACAAACCAACAGAUAAUUCUAAACUAACUCACCCAGACAAACCAACAGAUAAUUCUAAACUAACUCACCCAGACAAACCAACAGAUAAUUCUAAACUAACUCACCCAGACAAACCAACAGAUAAUUCUAAACUAACUCACCCAGACAAACCAACAGAUAAUUCUAAACUAACUCACCCAGACAAACCAACAGAUAAUUCUAAACUAACUCACCCAGACAAACCAACAGAUAACACAACAUACUGA
Messenger RNA from Homarus americanus (American lobster), 591 nucleotides. RefSeq names its product sialidase-like. NCBI's taxonomy places the organism in Eukaryota, Metazoa, Arthropoda, Malacostraca, Decapoda, Nephropidae. The transcript is spliced from 2 exons. The record is from RefSeq and is a predicted model, not a curated record. The coding region runs from base 1 to 591 and encodes 196 amino acids.